Molecule: messenger RNA, 1142 nt
Organism: Epinephelus lanceolatus (giant grouper)
Lineage: Eukaryota; Metazoa; Chordata; Actinopteri; Perciformes; Serranidae
Source: RefSeq, a predicted model, not a curated record
GUGAGUCUGUUUCAAACAGAGGAAACACAGAAUAAACUCUUGAGCAUGAACCCAUCCGUCAGAAUCUUUUUCUGUCUGUUCUGUGGAGCUCUAUCAGCUGCUCAGGACUUCAUCCAGCCUGCAGCCGGCAGGUUUGGACACCAGAUACCAGAGCGGCCUGAAGUCCAGGAACCAGCAGCUGUCCUCCAGGAGAAGCAGUCUUUCCAUGAACCGUUGUCAUGGAGGUUUCCGGACCCUCCGGCUGAGGAGGAGCCUCGGUUCCCUCCAGACUUUGAGCUGAAGGCUCCGGAGGCAGCCGACAGCGUCAGCGCCAUCUGCGGGGAGAACUCUAUCCGGGUGGAGGCCAAGAAGGACCUGCUGGGGAUCGGUAAACCUGUCCUGGCUGCAGAUGUCACGCUGGGAGGAUGUCCUGCCACGGGCGAGGAUCCUGAAGCUCAGGUCCUGGUCUUUGAGUCGGAGCUGCACGGCUGUGGCAGCCAGCUGCUGAUGUCUGAGGACUCGUUCAUCUACGCCUUCACGCUGAUCUACACUCCCAGUCCUCUGGGCAACAGUCAAAUCAUCCGAACCAGAGGCGUCACAGUCAGCAUCCAGUGUCACUACCAGAGGAAGCAUGAUGUGAGCAGUGGCCCGCUGAAGCCCACCUGGAGUCCGUUCAGUCUCACCAAAGCUUCAGAGGAGAGUCUCUACUUCUCCGUCAAACUCAUGACCGGUGAGUGUUUGUCCAGGUGCCUGUUUGACAGCCAGCUGACAGGCUCCAGCUCUCAGUUCCUGCCUCGGUCUCAGGACGACAGACUGCAGUUUGAGGUGGAGGCGUUCAGGUUCCAGCAGGACGACAGCGGCAUGAUCUACAUCACCUGCAGUGUGAGAGCCACAGCAGCUGCUGCAGCUGUUGAUGCCACCAACAAGGCCUGUUCAUUCUCCAACGGGUGGAGGGAGGCCAGUGGCAGCCAUCAGGUGUGUGCCUGCUGUGAUACAGACUGUGGGACAGGAAGCCAGAGUCACCUGACAGGAACAGGUGCUCAGUGGGAACAGGAAACAGCUGUUGGACCAAUCACAGUGAAGGAGAGACCUCUAUAGUGAAAAAACAAAACCAAAAGAACUUUAAUAUGAAUGGAAUAAGAUUAAAGCUCUUAAUACUCGAA